GACAUUUAUCGACGUCUACCAUGGCCAGCAAGAUAGAUCUUCAAGACCACACCAUUCUCGUUCUUCCGUUCACCCCUUCCUUGCUUCGGGAUCCCUCUCCUCUCUACUCGCCCAUCCUCGACAUCCUUCCGCGCUCUUCAAAGAAAUCAUUUACUGUCUUCUUUUCGACCCCCGCUGGUGCCAUCUCCUCCGAACAGUCAGCUAUCCAGUCUAUCUCAGGUGUAGGAUCCAAUCAAGAACAGCUUUACAGCUUAUUGAGAAGAGCGCCGCAAGAAUCUUUCAAAGCCCUGCAGAGUUUUUUGGGUCAUAUAUACACGGCACUUUGGACGGCACAGUGGAAGUGUGAAAACGUGCUGUUGGACGUGGAGGUGCAUUUUGAGGGAGAAAGCGGGGAGCUAGAUGCCAAGCUGUUAAGAGGUAAAGAUGGAGAGGAAGAAUACCAACUGAUAAAGGUGGAAGGAGUGCAAGAGACCGAUCUUGUUGCUUCGUUAGACCAAAUAAUCCCUUCUCCAUUUACCUCACUGUCAUUACCUUACGCCACUCUUUCCUCACACCAGUCCGAGCCUUACAUACUAGAAGAAAGACAGUCCCCCGGUUUCCCAGUCGUUGCUUUGGGAGGCACAUUCGACCGUUUACAUGCCGCCCAUAAACUCUUACUCCAUCUGGGCUAUUUUUUGGCUAGAGAGAAGCUCAUUGUGGGGGUGAUGGCAGACGACUUGUUACACACCAAAACUCGCGCGGAUCUCGUCCAGCCAUUAAACCAACGGCUAGACGGUGUCAAUGCCUUCCUUGGCCGUUUGGGUGAUGGCAGUAUAAAGCUAAAUGUCGUAGAGAUUCACGAUGCUCUUGGACCUACCAGGUCUGAUCCAAAUGUUCAAGCACUCGUCGUAUCACGUGAGACUCUGUCAGGCGGUGAGUAUGUCAAUUCGACGCGCAAAGAAGGUGGUUUGCAAGAGCUCGAGUUGUUUGUGGUAGAUGUUAUUGCAGAAAAUGGGGAUGUGAAUUUGAAAGAAGAGAUGGACGAAGGCAAGUUGAAGAAGAUGAAGAUGGGGAGUACUGGGGUGAGAAAUUGGAUUGCGGAAAGGGGGACGGGUGAACAAGACAGAUAAGGAGACAUUGGUGGAUACACUAAUAAAUGCAAAUCAAUGCUACCG
This is a messenger RNA of Cryptococcus deneoformans JEC21, 1154 nucleotides long. Its product is annotated as pantetheine-phosphate adenylyltransferase, putative. Gene Ontology annotation, biological process: coenzyme A biosynthetic process. Gene Ontology annotation, molecular function: dephospho-CoA kinase activity. The coding region runs from base 21 to 1109 and encodes 362 amino acids. The record is from RefSeq and is a predicted model, not a curated record. The transcript has 3 exons. NCBI's taxonomy places the organism in Eukaryota, Fungi, Basidiomycota, Tremellomycetes, Tremellales, Cryptococcaceae.